GUCACCGACAUUAGCGGCUCACAUUUGAGGGUAUUUCGGUAUCGGCAUGGCCUUUACCCUUUGUUGUGUAUCCGUAUACUCGACUCCCCAAUACAGACUCCUUUAGCCUCCGAGAAGUGCGUACUACUUUUGGGUACAAGGUGCAAGGACGGGCGGAAUCCUCAACGACCUCUAAUCUCUCCUUCUGUGGCGUGUUGUGUACCGUUACAAGAAAGUAACGUUACCUGACGGACGCGGGUCAACAUGCGGUCAGUCUUUUCGGGACAGACGGCAGCCUUGGUGGCGGUUCUUGUCGCCGUUGUCACAGCAGGCCCCGUGGUGAAACGGGACAUCUACGGGGGAUGGCCGCAACAGGUGCAUCUGUCCUACGCAGGUUCAACCAGUGAGAUGACGGUGACGUGGAGCACUGCGAACAAGACGGACUCUGUCGUGGAGUACGGGGAGGACGGGCUGGUGAAGACGGCGCGAGGGUCCAGCGUGGAGUUUGAGGACGGGGGAGACGAGCAUCGUGUACAGUACAUCCACAGGGUCACGAUGACGGGUCUCACUCCAGGACACAAGUACAUGUACCACUGCGGCAGUAUGGAGGGAGGCUGGAGUGACUUGUACACCUUCACUGCCAUGAAGGAUGGAGCAGACUGGAGCCCUUCCUUCGCUGCCUUCGGAGACAUGGGUAAUGAGAACGCCCAGUCUCUGAGUCGACUGCAGGGCGACACACAGAGGGGCAUGUAUGACUUCAUCCUGCAUGUCGGUGACUUUGCAUACGACAUGGACACUGAGAAUGCCCGUGUGGGUGAUGCCUUUAUGAACCAGAUCCAGUCUAUAGCUGCCUAUGUACCCUACAUGACAUGUGUGGGCAACCAUGAGAAUGCAUAUAAUUUCUCCAACUAUGUCAACAGGUUCUCUAUGCCUGGAGGGGUGCAGAGUCUGUUUUACAGCUUCGAUGUUGGCCCUGCCCAUAUCGUUGGUUUCUCCACUGAGUUGUACUUCUAUAUCCAGUAUGGUCUAAAGCAGAUGACAGAGCAGUACAAGUGGCUGGAGCAGGAUCUCAUGGAAGCCGCUAAGCCGGAGAACAGGAAGCAGCGACCCUGGAUCAUCACCAUGGGCCACCGCCCGAUGUACUGCUCCAACAAUGACCACGAUGACUGCACCAAACACGAGAGUGUAGUGCGUAAGGGGCGUGUUGGCUUCCCUGGGGUAGAGGACCUCUUCUACAAGUACGGUGUGGACCUGGAAAUCUGGGCACAUGAACACACUUAUGAGAGGCUGUGGCCUGUCUACGAUUACAAGGUGUACAACGGCAGCAUGGCCACCCCCUACACCAACCCCAAGGCUCCUGUGCACAUCAUCACUGGCUCUGCAGGAUGCAGGGAGCGUCACGAUGGUUGGGUCCCCAACCCUCCAGCCUGGAGUGCCCUCAGGAACUCUGACUAUGGCUACACCAGGUUCAAACUGCACAACUCCACACACCUGUACCUGGAACAGGUGUCAGAUGACAAGGAUGGACAGGUGAUUGAUUCUAUCUGGGUCAUCAAGGACCAGCAUGGUCCAUACAGCCACACCUGAAAGCACCUGUGAUACCUACAGCUGCAGCUGACAUACCUGAAAGAGGAGGGGGAAAUUAGUCCACUCAGAAGGAAGCACUUGAAAAGAAAUCAUAGUAGUUGGAAAUAAUGAAAAUUAGUUGCAUUUAGUUUCAAUCUCAACAGAAUACUAGUAUCACAUCAGAAGUGUUAUCAGAACCUCUCCUGUUUUUUUAAGGACAGUCUUUUGAAAUCCAACUAUGCUGGUGUAUAUGUUUUCUUUUAAAUGUUUUAAAAGAGUUUUAUUCUAAAUCUUUUUGUUCUCCAUAAUGUAUUACCAGUAACUGUCAUGAAUUCUGAAACAUUACAUUCUUAUAUAAGUUAUAAGUGAAAUCUAUUGUUGCAGUGAUGUGAUUUACAAUCAAUAGUUACCAUAUUUGAAAAUAUAUGCCAAGUAGCUGGAUUAGAAAUGAAUCUCAUUUUAAUGUGCCAAAUCUUGGGAUGAUGUUUAUUUCCUCCUCUAGGAACCCACCCCAGUCUGAAAAUGAGUCAAUUGAAAGUAAAUUUUACACUGAAAUAAAAACCAGUGAUCAUUGGUUCUCAA
Molecule: messenger RNA, 2127 nt
Organism: Branchiostoma belcheri (Belcher's lancelet)
Lineage: Eukaryota; Metazoa; Chordata; Leptocardii; Amphioxiformes; Branchiostomatidae
Product: acid phosphatase type 7-like
Exons: 12
Coding region: 244-1566 (440 amino acids)
Molecular function (GO): acid phosphatase activity; protein binding; metal ion binding
Source: RefSeq, a predicted model, not a curated record